Molecule: messenger RNA, 1005 nt
Organism: Penicillium pulvis
Lineage: Eukaryota; Fungi; Ascomycota; Eurotiomycetes; Eurotiales; Aspergillaceae
Gene: fleA
Product: fucose-specific lectin FleA
Exons: 3
Coding region: 1-1005 (334 amino acids)
Source: RefSeq, a predicted model, not a curated record
AUGCCAGCUCAAAGCCCAGCUCACGAUAUCUAUUUCAGGACCUCCAUCGGAGCGUGCAAUCAUGACGGACAUAUCCGAGUUUACAUGCAAGAUGUCAUAGGAAAGUUCCGUGAGGCUAUGUAUGAAAAGGAUUGGAGCAACGGCACCGAGAAGAAUGUCGUCGCUGCAGCGAAGAUUGACUCGCCCCUUGCGAUCCGUCUUUUUUAUCUGACAUCGAACAACAUGGUCAAGGAGACUGUCUAUGACCACAAUAAGGGCUGGCGUGAAGGUGAUAUGGGAAAGAUGGAAAUCCACACUGCACCAUAUUCCAUGAUCACAGCGGACCAUUGUAGCAGCCUGAACGUUGGGAGGUUGUACGUCCAACUGCCAGACAACACAAUUCAAGAGUUUGGAUUUAGUGGUUGGUUAAAGUUUCUAAUAUAUCGAAAGGGCUUGACUAACGUGUUCGACAGACGAAAGCUCUGGUUGGAGGAAAAUGGCAAACCUUGGCCCUGCACUGCCUGGUACAGCUAUUACGUGCACCAGCUUCAAGGGAUCUCGCCUGAGCAUGCGGUCAGUUUAUUCAAACCAUCAAAAGUAUCUUUCCUGACCGAUUUUAGUGUGUAUUUUCAAGACGUCAAUCAAACCCUGAAGGAGAAAUGUUUCGAUGAGGGAAGAAGUUGGUAUGACGGAUCUUUCAGAGUCUUGAACUCGACCUUUGUGCCCUUGAGAGCUUCUUUGGCAUGCACCAGCUAUAAUAUUGCCUCGGAAAAAAUCGGUAUCCAUGUCUUUUUCGUCACCGCCAAGGGCUUGCAGGAGAUGGUCUUCGAUGGUAAGUGGCGCGAGGGAAAACUGGACGUUGAAUGUAUCCUCGGGAGCGAGGUCACUGCGACUUCUUGGGGAACUGGCAAAGACGUACAGUUGAGGGUCUAUUUUCAGAAGGGAGAACAUGUCAGUGGUAUUUCUGAGUGGGUGUUCAGGCAGGAUAAGUGGGAAGUUGGAAAGAGAGUGCUUCCUCCUGCUUGA